Messenger RNA from Scatophagus argus, 7404 nucleotides. RefSeq names its product zinc finger protein 831 (gene znf831). NCBI's taxonomy places the organism in Eukaryota, Metazoa, Chordata, Actinopteri, Scatophagidae. The record is from RefSeq and is a predicted model, not a curated record. The transcript is spliced from 4 exons. The coding region runs from base 498 to 5966 and encodes 1822 amino acids.
UCUGUCACUGCACUUCCUCUGCCAGGCAGUCACUUUCACUUCUGCACAACACUUUGUAUUAGCCUUAAAUCCGUCCAUCUGUGCUCAGGGCCUCUCUGCUCUCUCACUCCUGCUGAUCACUCUGUGUAAUCUAUGUUUUCAACUUGUCCUCCGGAAGUCUUUGUUUGACAGCCACACACCCACCCGUUCAGCUCUUCUCCUUCCCUCACUCUCCUCCUCCCUGCCUCACCACUUUCAUAGUGCAUCUUCUCUCUCAUUUGCAUUUGUUCCGCUUCCUCGUGACAAGAAACAGUUCAUGUCAAAGAGCUGUGUGAGAAAAUCAGUUGGGAGAGGAACAAACGGCCUGGAUGGCAGCACAGACAGAAGUGAGCAGUUAAACUGAGGAUGGUGCUGUUCAGUGCACAAGACUUUCUGGAAAAUUUUUGCUGAUUGAAGUGCAGAUCUGGAAGGUAAUUAAAGACCUGGCACUGGUACAUCACGACGGCAGCAGUGUUACCAUGGAGACUGGCAAGCCAGGACUCACGAGUGCUCCAGUGAACAUUAGCUCCGUUGCAGCGCAGACAGAGAAAAGGAUGGACAUUCAGGCCCCGCUGACAGCUGUUUACAUCCACACAGUGCCUGCUCUACCAGCGCAGCCUUACCCCCAGCCUCCCGCAGCUGCCCGGGAACCUGCCACACUCCAUCUGGCCAUGCCGCCGCUUUACUCCAAGGAGACGCUUCCUUUCCUGACUCUCCAUAUUGCUAGUGGGCUGCAGACUCAGCCUGGACAGAAUUUGACAGCUGCUUCUCCUGCAGCUAGACCAAAGUCUGCAGGAAAGCAUGUGUGUCCUCACUGUGGACGGGACUGUAUGAAGCCCAGUGUGCUGGAGAAGCAUCUCCGGUGCCACACUGGGGAGCGGCCAUACCCCUGCACUACUUGUGGAAUUUCUUUCAAGACUCAGAGCAACCUCUACAAACAUAAGCGUACUCAGGCUCACGCCCGUCUCUCGUCUGAGUCGGAGCAGAGCAGUCUGGGCAGUCUGGAUAGCAUGUCCGGCUCCAGAGAGACUUGUACAUCCAGUUUGUCUCUGGAUGAGCGUAGUGAGGAGUUGGGCAGAAUGGAAAAGGAUGCCACUCUACCUGCUACUGAGAUCGCCUGUCCAGCCACAACUGCAAAGGUCUUCUCUGUGAUGAAGCAUGGUUCUGUUGGGGAACAGAGUGAGCUGACCCCUGCAGGUCAUAAGAACAAAGAAGCAAAUGAAACUGCAAAGGUAACAACUGAAGGAGACAAACAGAGGAUGGAAAACAAAAAACCUCUACUGACUGCCAGUCGACAUCUUACCCUUCAGAGACAAGAAGCCACUCUGUUCUCCAAACAGUGGGAGAGCUCUGUAUCCAGAGGAAAAUCACAGAGCCAUGAGAGCACUGACUCGGGCUUCAGUGAGAGCAGUGAACACUAUCCAAGCCCCAGCAGCAUUUUACUUGAUCACAGCAUGGAUUCCCUCACUGAAUCAACCACAGAGAACCUUGAGGAAACCACCAACACACAAACACCCUCAGAACCAGGACAAGGUGGACAUGAACUCAAGCACACUGCAAGGGAGCAGGAGAAAAAGACACUCGAGGAGCAUAUAUCUAAGUUGAUUUCAGAAAAUUCAGCUGUUGUGGAGGACAAACAGUUGGAGAAUGUAAGGCCACGGAAGACAGUUCUGUCGAAGCAGGGUAGUAUCGACCUCCCCAUGCCGUACACGUACAAGGAUUCCUUUCACUUUGACAUGAGGAUCAAUAAGACUCCAAAUGUUGGGUUACAAAGAAACAAGAAGCCUGGCUUCUACUGUUCUGUGCCCACCCAGCACUCCACCACCACGGAGCAUGCCCCCUUAACCCGCAGCAACUCCCUUCCUUUCAGCGUUACCCUCCUGCAACCUGAGAGAAGCAGCCCUACCUCCGCCCAUAAGAGUGAUUAUGUAACACUCGUCCGGAGGGGAAGCUCUGGCCAGAUCAAUCCAACAGGUUUUGCUAUCAAGCCUGUGAACCAGCAGUCAUCCACCCACCGCCCACUGGUCCGGCAGACAGCCGUAGACUGCAACCACGCAACAGACGGUCUCUUCAUGAAUUCAUCUGUGGAGGAGGCGUGCACUGGCAGUCUCAGCUGCGAUGGGGAUGGUGGUGACAUUUGUGGAGAGCCAAGCAAUAGAAAGUUCCGGAGGAAGAAAGCACAGAAGUUUGCUUACAACAAGUGGUACAUGUAUGGGGGAGGAACAUUUAAGAAGCUCUACAACGCUGAGAAAGGUGGUGAUGACAGUGUUAUCAAAGGCAAGAAAUGUUCGAUGAACCAAGACCAUGAGAUUGUUCAGGGCUUACAAAAAAGACUGUCCGAUGUUCAUAAGGAGACAAGGGCAACAACAGUCUCAACAAAAAACUUCACAAGCAGCUGUGCAAUAGUGUGUCACCCAGACUGUUCUCCAACCAAAUUAUCCCUUGUCUCCACUGUGGAUUUUAAUAUUAAAACUAGCCAGCCUCAUACAUCAUACAGUCCUCUCAAGAGUCCACUCCAGAGAAAUCUGUCUUUGUCAGUACUGCCAUUACCUUUAAUUGGGUCAGUGAUUAGCCACAAAACAGACAGCAUCAGCAGAGCAGACAAUGGAAGAUUGAUUGAUGAAGUGAAACAUACUGACUCCAGCACACAGCACUGUGGAUCCCAUAUUCCCUCCGACAGGAAAAAGCAGAAAACUGAUGACAAAAUAAUUUGCCCUCUGGAGAUGGAGACUGACCCAAACACACUUACUCAUCCGCCUCCCUCUGUUGCUGGGAGUGCACCCCAGCAGGCUACAAAUCUGACUUUUAUCAACCAAAAUCUAAAACAUACUCAGUUCAAAGGAGCCCUCUUCCCACCAUGCAUAAUCAAUGCAAAUACACCGUCUGUUAGCACCUCGCCAGCCACUUCCACCCACUCAGCUGCCAAGACAAGCUUCCUGCCCAAGUACCAGCUCAAGUUACCUCAUGCUGCUGAACCUGAUUUAAAUCCUUCAUCACAUAUUGUGGCUAAACCGACAGUAACCAAUGGCCACAGUUUCACCCCUGAUCUGUUCAACACUGAGAAAACCCCAUUCUCACCUUCGAUGCAAAGCUGUGAUGUCAAAAAGACUAAUGCUUUCAGCAACACACAAAGCCAGGUCCUCUUGACUUGCACAGCCUCUACCAUUUGUCACGCCGAAACAACAAGUGUCAGUCAAAAUGUGACAUCCAGUCUUGUAGUUGUGCACAGGCAAUUUGCAGCAACCACAAUAACCACGACCUGCCUACAAGGCUUAUGCAGCACCUCAGUACAGCCAUCAAAAUCUGGAGAGAGCUCAGCACCUAUGCAGUUACCAAGACCUACUGCACCCAUGGUUGAAAACGUCCCUGCUACACCUACCGUAAGCAUAGGAAACAAUCAAACAUCUGCUGCUGCCAUUACAACUUUCUCACAAGGGCAACCCAAACCUAAUCCUCCUCUGUCACACCCACAACUCUCACUGGCAUCAGACCAGUUGAUUUCUGUAAACAGAGAAUAUGCCAGCUCAAACACUCCAAUUGUACCUUGUCAACUUGUUUCAUUUGAGCAGCCAGCUGCUCAGAACGUGUUUCAUGUUCACACGGCUGAUCUCCAGAUCUGCCUCCAGAUCAUAUCUGAUGAGCAGCUGGCUCUGAUCGAACCUCAGAUUGAGAGGCAAGCAGGAAGCACUCUCUCACAUAGAUGUGAUAUGGAAGCAGUGACACCAGAAGUGAUCCAGAGUAAAAAUCAAAGCUCAAUGGAAAGUAGCAGUGAGGGACGUGGCCAUCAACAACCAGGACAUCAAAAGGAAUUGGAGCAAAGUGAGUCUUUAGCCACAAUUACCAUGGAGAGAAUACAAUGUGGGAAGGCAGAGUCAAACGUCCACCGGACUGAACAUGGUAAUUCCGUGCAGGCCACAGUAUCCUCUGAAUCUAAGUCUCCUGAAGCACUAGGCUCAUCACAACACCCACACAAAUACAAUAAUGUAAACAUGGUCACAGAGACUCGGAGUACUACAGCCGAUGUUAUGUCAACUGCAGCUUCAGUCAAAGUCGUAAUGUCAGGAAGGAGGCAAACUUCAGAGGAGGAACAUGCCCUUUCUCUGAACCGUUGUGCUGAGGAGCAACUUUUGCCAGACAGGAGGGUCAGCCAAGGUGGAUUUGUCUUUCAAACACUCUCUGGCCAACACAAGCUCAGUAUGACCUCUCCUUCUCCUAGCACAGUAAAUCAGAAUAACACAAGAAGAGAAGUCCUGGGAAAUGAAAGCCAACACAAUCUUAAAAACGAAGGGCUGACAUGUAAUGUAGGCACAAUGCAAGCCAGGGGUGAAGCCUCUGCAUAUAAAAACAGCAUGUUAGAAAGUGGAGAAACCCAACCCCCCCUGCAGGUGGGACUCGGUCAGGCCUCUGGUACUGCAUGUGUCAGUGAACUCGCUGGCACAGUUCCUUCAUAUUCCAUCAAUAAAUGCAAGGCUCCAAGACAGCUAAAACCGCAAGCAUCCAUCUACUGCUGUAAUCCAGCUGAUUCUACAUUGUCAGAGGCUGUGAAUUCAUCUAAACAUGCAAAAAUGGGAUGUAACAUGGCCAGCCCUGUGGAUAAUUGUGUCUUUCCACAGGCAAUGACUCUAAGUGAAUCACAGGAUGUAAUCAGCUCGGCCCACUCAGAAAAACAACUGGGUCAGUUUGCUUCAGCGUCUUCUAACCUCCAAGUGGAAAGACCCAAAGACAUCCCAGCUGUGCUUUCAAGUACUGAGAGCACUACUGCAGGUUUCAUGGAAGGAGGCUGUCUGGAGGAACGUGCAUCCCAGAAGGAACCACAGAAACAUGGACAUGGAGGGAACCCUGGGCAGUCAGACAGUGCAGACUGCAGGCCAAAGCAAAGACAAGAGGCUGGACAGCCAAAGCAUCAGUGCAUGAAUGGGCAGGGCAGUGGAGGAGUGGCAGGAGAAGAUAAGAACAGAGGAAUCAAGAUAGAUGAGGAUCCAGGACAGCGGACUAAGGCCAAGUCUAACUGCACAUGUUUACAAGAUAUGACAAAAUCUGAGUGGGAGGAAGACAGAAAUUCCAAGGCGGAUUCCUUUAAAAACUCUUGGCUAUCAGAGCAGCAUCUACAGCAUCUUUCCCAGGCACACUCUGGAAUGUCUGAAUACUCUCAGCAGAGCCCUCAGCAAGCUCCAAACAUGUCUACUAACCUUAAUUUACCUACCAUCAGCAGUCAGACCAGCCUUUUCAAUUCUCCACAGCUCCCACUGGAAAUGAACAAUUUCUCACAGCAACACUGGGAAAGCAGCAUGCUUCAUAACCAACAAACACAAAUCUUAUGUGAUCCAAAUUCAAGUCACCAUAUCAAAGCACAGACUCACUUAACAGAAACACAAAAUUCUUUUUCACAAAUUGAACCCAGCCCUCAACAAACACAAACAUUUUCACACCAGGACCAAAAGCAGACUGACAUCAUGUCCAUUCAGCAAGCAAAUACUACGGCAGAUAAAAACAUCACAGCAGGAAGCUCUUGUGCUACUGCUAAGUCAACAAUAGGAAGUCACAAAAGUCUCUUGCCUGAUGUCAAAACAUCAUCUGCCACUGUCCCCAGUCAAGUCUCUUAUUCUGUACAGGUCAGUGGAGAUAAUGCUGGAUCGACACUGGACCCUCAACCAUCAAACAACAAUGUUCUGGAAAUACUUCCAUCAAAGCCUUUUGCAUAUCCAGAACCGGCUGAUUUCCAAUACACCAAGGACAAUUCACCAAAUGACUACACAAGUCAUAGCAGUAACUCUGGGAGACCUGACAUUUCCAACAAAUAUCAGUCUUUUUUCUUUUCUGGCCAGCUUCAUAACUACCGGCCAGCAGAGUGUCUGACCAGUGAAGUAAGGCCUGUGCAAAGCUGUCAGGACUACACAGAAGACACCAGCAGUAGUGACGAUGAAGGAAAGCUUAUCAUUGAGCUUUAGGUGAACAUACACAUGUGCUUGUUGGGGUUUUAAUCUGCUGUAGAUAUGUAUUUUUUCAGAGAUAAAAUUGCUCUGGUGAAAUAAAGAGAAAUAAUGUCAGUGGCUGAGUUAAGUUAGGAGGCAGAGUGAAACAACAACGUGUAAACUCAGUGUAAGUCAAAACAUGAACAAACUCAAAGGGCACUGCCAAUAAUCCACUCUUCUAUAAUAUGCAAAUCUGUAACCCUUGUAUGUCUGGAUUUAUUUCAGUUUUGUGGUUCAGCAGUUCAAUGAAUUAUCCAGUGAGCUAUUGGCUAGCUUUAGCCAACUUGGUUAAUUAGCUAAAGCAGCUUUAACGAAAUGUCCACCAUUUCACAGAAGUUUAUGCCCUGUUCUUAUUGUCUGUGAACAUAUGAUAAUUAAACGCCUGGAAUUAACAGUUACCACUUACUUGGAAGAUAGUAUGACUAUUGUUUAUGUUAGCAGCUACUGUGUUCCUUAAUAUCACUAGUUAAACAGUGGAUGGAGGUCUGCAAAGUGAAGCUAAAGCAGAAGUGCCUUAAACCUGCAUUCUCUCUAAUAGCCAGCAGGGGGUGACUCCUCUGGUUUCAGAAAGAAGUGCUGCUGCAUGUAUGAUUAUGAGAAAAUGACCCUACUUUUUACUUGAUUUAUCAUCCCAGUAAACAGUUUAUGGUCUCAGUUCAAGUUUUCUUCAAAACAGCAUAGUGUCCAUUUUGUAAGUUAUGGGCCCAUUUAGAGAAAAAUAGAUAAAGCAGGGCAUGCUUUAGGAUGUGGAUACCACAUGACUGACAAGUUCUUCCGCUGUUUAACCCAGCCGGUGAGAUUAUUUCUGCCCCAAAGAAAUAUUGUCUGACUUCCACUCUGUUCUCACCUGCUUACACACACAUAAUUUGCUGUCUGUCUUCCCACUCUCUCUCUCUCUCUCUCUCUCUCUCUCUUUCACUCUCUCUCAUGAACUGCAUUCUGUAACCUUUACAGACAACACCUGCAUGUGUGAAUCAUGCACACAUGUUGACAAAUACCCAUUAAACUGAUCUCUGCUGCCAAUCACAUCACCCAGGUGAAGAAGGCACUGGCUGGAGGGCCAUGACCUUCUUCCAAGUCUGGGUUUUGUGAUGAGUCAACAGCUAUGAAAAGGCACCAGAGCUCAUGGGAACAGGAAGUGGGUGUAUGUGAACAUCUCUGUACAUAAAUCCACAAUAACAACUCACACUGACUUGCUUGUCUAUUCUUAGUGGUCAUAAAACCUUUUUGUAGUUUUAAAUCCAGUGCAUCUGUUUUGCCAUGCUGGAUGAGUUUAUAGUGUUGUUUGCCGCAGAGGAAAGGUAAAUGUAGAAAAAUGUGCAACAGUUUACUUGGUCAAGUUACAAGCUGAUUUAAUAUUGUGUUUUCAAUCAUUUCAACAAAAGAAGGGUAAAUUAAAUCAUACUCAAAGCCA